AUGAAUUUAGUUGAUUAUGAAAUUUCCAGUGAAGAGGAAUUUGAAACAUUAUCGCUAAAUGAUAAAAAAUACAAUAAUAUAAAUAAAAAUGAAAGAAGUUGUAAUAUUAAUAAAGAAACUAAAAUAGAUAAUAAUAAUGCUGAAGUAAAGAAAUGCGAACAUAAAAAGUUCACUAGUUUUCAAGUAGAAAUAAAUGAAAAUAAUAAUAAUGAAAAAGUAUUAGAAAAGGAGAACAUAUUUAGCCAUUAUAAAAAGAGAAAAAUAGAAAAAGAUGAUAUGAUAGAAACAAACAAUAAUUCAUCUGUGGAAUCAUUAAAAGAAAAUUUUAUUAUAGAUAAUGAAAAAAGAAAUAUAGAUAAAAAACAUUCUAAUACUUUAUGCCUAGAUGAACUAAAAAAAAAUAAAGAGUUGUUAGUUGGAAAAAAUGAAUUAAAAAAAUACAAAAAAGAAUUAGGAGAAGAAAAUAUCGAAGAAAAAAAUGAAAAAAUAAAUAUAGACAUUUUGAAACAAGAACAAAUAGGAGAAAAUAUGAAAGAAAAAGAAAAACAUAUAUAUAAUUUAAAAGAUAAAGAAAUCAAAAAUAAUUAUAAAAAUGAAAUAAAUGAAAAUAAUUCAAAAGAAUAUAAAAAAAAAAAGAAAAAUAUUGAAAACGAAGUAAAUAAAAAUAUCUCAAAAAAAGAUGAUGAUGAAAAAGAAGAAACAAAAGAUAAAACAAAAGAUAAAACAAAUAAAAACAUUAAUAAUUUACAUAAAGAACAGAAUAAUAAUAAUAAUAAUAAUAAAGAAAAAAAUUUAAAUGAAGAAAUCUUUAAUAAUAAAAAAUUUUUUGAAAAUAAUGAUUUUAUGAAUAUUGAUAUAGAUGAAAAUAAUUUUGAUGAAAUAUUUUUCUUACGAGAAAAUGAAUAUUCUGAUACUUUAAAUAAAAAAAUAGAUGAUUUAUCACAAUUAUAUGAAAUAAAUUUAACAAUUAAUAAAAAUAUUACUAAUUCAAAUGAAUAUAAAAAUCCAUGCAUUUUAGAAAAAAUUAUGCAAAUAUUUAAUAUUGAUGUAUAUUCAUCUAAUUAUCCAAUAAAUAUAUACAAUCCUCGUGAUUUUUUAUCAGUUGAUUUGUUUAACGAAAAAAAAGAUCAAGCUACUCAAAGUAAAGCAAAAACAAAAUGGUCAAACAUAAAUUAA
Molecule: messenger RNA, 1176 nt
Organism: Plasmodium gallinaceum
Lineage: Eukaryota; Apicomplexa; Aconoidasida; Haemosporida; Plasmodiidae
Product: HCNGP-like protein, putative
Exons: 1
Coding region: 1-1176 (391 amino acids)
Biological process (GO): regulation of DNA-templated transcription
Source: RefSeq, a predicted model, not a curated record